UCAAGAUACAAACAAACGGAGUCACUUUACAAUUUGAAUCAAAAUAUACAGCAAAAUGAUAUUGAGCAGAGCCAAGCCUGCUUUGAAGGAACAAAACAAAAAAUCCCCCAACAUAUCCCAAUUUGAAGAGUUCCUGCUCAAAAGAGAUUACACUGGAGCUAUUACACUUUUAGAGUUUAAAAAAUACCCGGAAAGCAAUCACAAUGCCAACUUGUGGAUGGCUUAUUGCUACUUUCACAGGGGCGACUACAAAAACGCCCUACACAUCUACGACAAACUCUACAAACAAAAAGCCGACGUUAAAAAUUUGACCGUCAAUAUUGCUUGCUGCUAUUUGUUUCUGGGUAUGUACCAGGAAGCUCAAGAAAUCCUAAUACAUGCUCCACCAACCGACUUAAAAACUAGACUUAAUUUCCAUAUUUCUCACAAAUUGAAAGACGAAGCCACUCUGAUGGAAAACCACGAGAAUUUGCAAGAUAUUUUGGAAGAUCAAUUGAGUUUGGCAGCUAUACAUUACUUGAGGGCUCACUAUCAAGAGGCCAUCGAUAUUUACAAGAGGAUUUUGCUGCAAAAUCGGGAGAAUAUCGCCCUUAAUGUUUACGUGGCUUUGUGCUACUACAAAUUGGAUUACUAUGAUGUUUCGCAAGAGGUUUUGGCUCUGUAUUUGAACAGAUAUCCUGAUUCGGUGAUUGCUACAAAUCUAAAGGCUUGUAACACGUUCAGAUUAUACAAUGGUACCGCAGCUGAAACUGAACUAAGAUCAAUAGUAGACCAAACUGCAAACGUAGGUUUUGGUUACGAUUUGGUCAAACACAAUCUGGUGGUGUUUAGAGAUGGUGAAGAUGCAAUGCAGGUGUUUCCACCUUUAGUAGACGUAGUACCAGAAGCCCGUCUCAACUUAGUGAUUCAUCAUUUGCGCAACGACGACAUAAAAGAGGCUUAUUUUUUGUUGAAAGACGUCCAACCGACAGUACCUCAAGAAUACAUCCUCAAAGGUGUCGUGAAUGCGUCUUUAGGCCAAGAAGUUAACAGUGAAGAGCACAUUAAAACUGCUGAAGAGUGUUUUCAUUUGGUGGGAAGUUCUUCGAGCGAAUGCGAUACUAUUCAUGGUAGACAGUGUAUGGCGGCUGCCUUCUUUUUAGCUGGGCAAUUUGAGGAUGUUUUGGUUUACUUGACUAGUAUCAAGAGUUAUUUGCAUUCAGACGAUACGUUUAAUUUUAACUUUGCCCAAGCCAAAGCAGCCUGUCAUCAGUUCAAAGAAGCAGAAGAAUGUUUCCUUUUGAUCCAAGACGCAAAAAUCAAAAGCGAAUUUGUCUAUAUAACCAAUUUGGCCAGGUGUUUUGUGAUGAACAAAAAGCCUCAAGAAGCUUGGGACUUGUAUUUGAGAAUGGAUAAUUCUCCAGAAGGCUUCAAUUUGUUGUUACAAAUUGCUAACGACUGUUAUAGUAUGGGCGAGUUUUGGUACGCAGCCAAAGCCUUCGAUAUGCUGGAUCGUUUGGAUCCGAAUCCGGAGUUUUGGGAAGGGAAACGUGGGGCUAUUGUUGGAGUUUUUCAGGGAGUUGUAGCUAAAAAGUUAUCGGAAGAUUUGCUGAGCGACGUUUUGCAACUUUUAAGGGCCAGCAAUUCCAGUCAGGCCGAGCCCAUUGCUAAAGUUAUAAGGAAAUGGGCAAAAGAACAACGUCUGAGCAUUACCUGAAAUAUUUUUUAAAAUUUUUCUCAUAAAUAUUUGUAUAAGGUUUUUAGAAAAUUACCAUUAAUCCUUAUGUAUGACAAUUAUUUAAAGCAUCAUUAAAAUAAAUCCAUAGAGAUAAAUCCCUAUUUGCAAACACGACAAUGUCAACUGGUUAUUUAUUUAGACUUUUGAUCAUAGGAGUUUCACAACUGGGCUGUAAAAAAAUAAAUUAAUAAUGCUCCUAUUUUAGAAGAGCCUUAACGAUAAGUAUUCCCUAAAAUGACAUUUUUACAUGGAGAAAUGUCAGAAUUAUUAAGGAAUACUUAUCGUUAAGGCUCCCCUUUAAUUAAAUCAAUAAAAUAAGCGAUUUAGAUAAGGCUGUACCUACUUAAAGAAAUUUUCAGAAAUUAUUUUUUAUCAGUACGUUUGUUUAAGAUUAUUUCUUGAAAUUUAGCUAUUUACAAAGUUUACUGCGACUCAGCAUAGUCACCUUUUGAUUAAUUUAAUUUCAGUUUACCUAAAUACUUUUAAUAUGUUAUCAAACACGUACAGUUGUAAUUUCAUUAUAAUUCUUGGAUAUUUGAAUAAAAAAUGCCACAACAUUUCUUGAAA
This is a messenger RNA of Ceutorhynchus assimilis (cabbage seed weevil), 2284 nucleotides long. The record is from the annotation of a GenBank genome assembly. NCBI's taxonomy places the organism in Eukaryota, Metazoa, Arthropoda, Insecta, Coleoptera, Curculionidae.